Messenger RNA from Mangifera indica (mango), 2389 nucleotides. RefSeq names its product protein ACTIVITY OF BC1 COMPLEX KINASE 1, chloroplastic. Gene Ontology annotation, biological process: protein phosphorylation. Gene Ontology annotation, molecular function: protein kinase activity; ATP binding. Bases 160 to 2181 code for a protein of 673 amino acids. The record is from RefSeq and is a predicted model, not a curated record. Lineage: Eukaryota; Viridiplantae; Streptophyta; Magnoliopsida; Sapindales; Anacardiaceae. The transcript has 14 exons.
AAAUAAAAUGUUUACAAAAACAAGUUUCUGUGGCUGCCAGUUUUUCAAUUCGAUUCAAUCUCAAUCGAAUUUUGAACUUUCACGUGACUGCCAAUUCAAUCUUUCCUUGUUUUGGUUUUGGGCAUCAGCUUUAACUCCAUUCGUGACUAGCAAGCAAUCAUGGAUUUGUAUCAUCCGAACUGCAUAAACUCACUUUCUCUAUCGGCCAACAAGCGCAGAAAUGUAACUUCAAAAUCUUUAAUUCGUUUCUCGGCCACCUCACGGACAGGCAGGAGGUUCUCGAUUAAAAACUUGGCGGCUUCAGCGUCGAGUGACGCUUCGGUUAACGGCGUAGCAUCAACGUCACGGAGUUUGUCUGAGAAGAAGGCUUUGCAAGUAUCACCGUCUAGUAGUGCCAUGGAACAAUUAGACAUCGAGCGCGGCGUCUGCGUGCCGUUCCGAAAGUACACGCCUGAGACAGUGAGGAAUAAGGUGUUGGAAUCUAGAGGGGCUAUAGCGUCAUUAAUGUUACGCGGAGUAGAGAUAGUGUGGAAUUUGGGACUUUACUGGUCUGCUUUGAUGUAUGAUUGCUUGGUUGGGAGGGAUGAAGAAGUAGUUGCUGAUCGUGCUCGCCAACUCCGAAAUCUCUUGUGUAAUUUGGGGCCUUCUUUUAUCAAAGCUGGCCAGGUGCUUGCAAACAGGCCUGAUAUUAUCAGAGAAGAUUACAUGAAUGAACUCUGCAUUCUUCAAGAUGAUGUCCCUCCUUUCCCUAAUCAGGUUGCUUUUAGCAUUAUAGAGGAGGAAUUGGGCCAACCCCUGGAAUCUAUCUUCAGCAAAAUUUCUUCGCAGACAAUAGCAGCCGCAAGUCUAGGCCAAGUUUACAGAGCUACCCUACGUGACACGGGGGAGGAUGUUGCAAUUAAGGUGCAGAGGCCUCAGAUUGAGCCUAUUAUCUAUCGGGACCUUUUUCUAUUCAGAACUCUUGCUUCAUUUUUGAAUGGAAUUAGUCUACAGAAACUUGGUUGCAAUGCUGAGCUAAUAGUUGAUGAAUUUGGUGAAAAGCUUUUGGAGGAGCUUGAUUAUACUUUGGAAGCUCGAAAUAUCGAAGACUUUCUGGAGAAUUUUAAAGAUGAUCCCACUGUCAAAAUCCCUCGGGUUUACAAGCAGCUUUCUGGUUCACGUGUUUUAGUGAUGGAAUGGAUAGAUGGUAUUCGGUGCACUGAUCCACAGGCUAUUAAGAGCGCUGGUAUUGAUGUAGAUGGAUUUCUGACACUUGGAGUAAGUGCUGCUUUAAGGCAGCUGCUAGAAUUUGGAUUAUUUCAUGGAGAUCCACAUCCUGGUAAUAUCUUUGCUAUGCGUGAUGGACGCAUUGCUUAUGUGGAUUUCGGGAAUGUUGCUGAGCUCAGUCAACAAAAUAAACAGAUUUUAAUCGAUGCUGUUGUCCAUGCUGUUAAUGAGGACUAUGCAGAAAUGGCAAAUGAUUUUACUAGGCUAGGCUUCCUGGCCAAAGGGACUGAUGUCUCUCCUAUUAUUCCAGCAUUAGAAGCCAUUUGGCAAAACUCAGCUGGAAAAGGACUCUCUGAUUUUAAUUUCCGAAGCGUUACAGGACAGUUUAACAAGUUGGUUUACAAUUACCCUAUCCGUAUCCCAGAGAGGUUUUCUCUUGUUAUCCGUUCUUUGCUGACUCAAGAGGGCAUCUGUUUUACAUUGAAGCCAGAUUUUAAAUUUCUUGAGGUUGCUUAUCCAUAUGUGGCAAAGCGCCUGCUGACAGACCCAAAUCCAGCUCUUCGUGAACGUCUCAUACAGGUUCUUUUCAAAGAUGGAGUUUUCCAAUGGAAACGGCUUGAAAACCUUAUUGUCCUUGCAAAGGAAAACGUGGCGAAGAUGAGCAGUAAUCCUGCAUUGCAAGUAAAAAGCAUGCAAAAUUCAAAGAACUUGCAAUUUAAGAGAAAGCUGGACUUGACUGAUACCAUUAAGGACGGAACUCGCCUUUUCUUCACUGAUGAAGGAAUCCGUCGACAGCUUCUUCUUGCACUAACCGAAGAUUCAAAGCUUCACAUACAGGAGCUUGUGGAUGUAUAUAGACUAGUUGAAAAUGACAUAGAUAUGCCUUCAGUGGCUAUGGAAGUCGUACAAGACUUUCCCACUGUUCUCCGGGAUCUUGCUCUUUCAUGGAGUGACUCAAUCCUAUCAGACAGAUGAUUCAAGUUCUGGAAAUAGCUGCACAUUUCUCUCUUGAUUAGAAGAAUAGGGUUUGAAACAUUCUCAACUAUCUCAGAAAUCUUUGUUUGUUUGUAUAAAAUAUGUACUUUAUAACUUAUAUCAUGUUUAGAGAAACUUGAGAUUAAGCAGUAGGAUAUGUCUUGUAUUAGCUUGGUAAAAAGAUAAAAUUUUGGAAAUUUUUUUACCA